Molecule: messenger RNA, 1985 nt
Organism: Strongylocentrotus purpuratus (purple sea urchin)
Lineage: Eukaryota; Metazoa; Echinodermata; Echinoidea; Camarodonta; Strongylocentrotidae
Product: 39S ribosomal protein L22, mitochondrial
Exons: 5
Coding region: 127-858 (243 amino acids)
Biological process (GO): translation; ribosome assembly
Cellular component (GO): mitochondrial large ribosomal subunit; ribosome
Molecular function (GO): structural constituent of ribosome
Source: RefSeq, a predicted model, not a curated record
CAUUUAUAAACUCACCCGAAUACAAGACUACAGUGACAAACAUCGCGUGUACGCUCUGCAUAUUCUUCAUCUAUUAAUGCAUUUAAUUAAACACCAGCCAUAUUCAGGACUCAUAAUUUCAUCAAAAUGUCUGCUUUGAAUUUAAUGAGAUCAUUGAAGUACUCUGCAAUUUGCCAAAGGACAUUUUCGGCUGCAUUUUCAGUUCAACAUUUUGGUGGCAAUGGAUGUGCAGUCCCACGCGUAACGAAUUAUGUGUGCCUUCCGGGGGACAAUCCGCUGAACGCGAACGGACUCCAGCCUGUAAAUAUUUCAAGACAUUGUGAUUCACUCACACAACGAUCGUUUGUGCACACAUCUUCAAAUUCAUUCGCAUGGGAUGCUAAAAACAAGAAAGUUUAUCCUCCUCAAAAACCCGGAGAACCUAGAAGUCCUGCUGAAAUCUACUACUCUCGGAAGGAUAUUAAGCAUAGCCAAAGAAAGAUGUGGUAUAUUACUACUUUUAUCAAAGGAAUGAUGAUUGAUGAUGCUGUAGCACAGCUUGAACAUGUGAAUAAGAAAGCAGCGAAGAUAGCAAGAGAGGUCCUUCUGGAAGCCCAAGAAGAAGCAGUGAAAAACCACAAUGUUGAAUUCAAGUCCAAUCUACAUAUAGCGGAAGCACUAGUGGGGAAGGGUAAAUACCAGCAUGCUAUCAGAUUCCAUGCUAAGGGUAGGGCCAGUAUGUUGGACCUAGUCUACUGCCAUCUAAACAUCAAACUCCAGGAAGGACCACCACCAGAGAAACCCAAGUUCACCGGCUAUGAUCAAGCCAAGCACUACAUACAGUCUAAAAGGAACCGGACUAUUAUUGCAGGACUUUGAGUUUCUUGUAUGUAAGACUUUGAGGGUUCAGUGACACAUUUGAUAUCAAAAUGUUCAGAAAAAUGUGGGCUUUCCAGGAAACACAAAGACUCAACUCCACCCAACGCCCCCAUUGAAGUCAAUGGCUAGUGAAACAUAGACUUAAGGCCCAAGUGAUCAGUGACACAUAAACCACCUUUUCUCAAAUUGGAGUUACGUCUGACCAAUUGACUUGGCCUUCUGCUAUAUAUUCAUCAAAAUCCAGGAAUUAGGACAUCCACCAGAGAAACCAAAAAUUACAGACUAUGAUCAAGCAAGGCACUACUUAUAGUCUUAAAAGAACAGGACUGAUAUGGCGGGAAUCUGAGCCCCUAGUAUGCUGGACCUGGUCUAUUCAUCAAAUUCAAGAAAUAUCAAUAUUUAUCGGUUAUGAUGAAGCAAAGCACUACCUGGAUUCCAAAAUGAAUAUGAUUAUUAUUGCAGGACUCUGAACCAAGACAGUCACUCAUGAUACUUUGUAUAUUAUUAUGAUAUAGCAGACCAUUGAACUCUGAACAAGGCAUUUCCUCAGGUGCUUGGUAUUACAUGUACAGUAUUGUGUUAAAUGAAGAUCAUAUAGAACAAAUAUUUUGCGGGACUCUGAAAUGGGAUAUUCUCUAACCCUGAUUGUAUUUUUUUUUUUGGUGUGUUUUGAAAAAUUCAUAAUUGGACCGCCAUUGCUGGGCUCUUCCUGAGGCUUAUGAUAUUGCUUUUCUAUAUUUAGUGAUAUCUAUAUUGAUGUUAUAACAAAAAAGGAAAUAUCUUGCUCAAAAUUAACAAAGAGGAGUCAAAAUCUCUGGUAAUUAAGAAGCCUGGGAAUAUUUGAGGGUGGCAAAUCAGAAGAGAGGCUUGGUUGAAACAAGCUGGUUUGAUAAGGGCAGAUUACAAUGUAAACAUAGUUUUGAAAGGCCAUUUGAGAUUAAUAUGCUCCUUAAAUAGCCCUCUUCUCUUUAAUAUGGACUUGCCCCUUAAUGGCACCAUAAAUUACAAGUGAUGCAGUCCUAAGAAAUUAUAUCUGUUUCAUUGUAAGAUGUAGCUUACAACAUGGUGACUGUACACAUCCGUCUGAUACUAAUGCUAAUCAAUUAAAUGAAUUGAAACAUUGAAGA